Messenger RNA from Diospyros lotus (date-plum), 5034 nucleotides. RefSeq names its product putative UDP-glucuronate:xylan alpha-glucuronosyltransferase 3. Bases 3312 to 4934 code for a protein of 540 amino acids. The record is from RefSeq and is a predicted model, not a curated record. The transcript has 6 exons. Gene Ontology annotation, molecular function: glycosyltransferase activity. Lineage: Eukaryota; Viridiplantae; Streptophyta; Magnoliopsida; Ericales; Ebenaceae. Gene Ontology annotation, biological process: xylan biosynthetic process.
AUACUCACCUCCCAUCUUCUCCCUCAAAGUCAUCGACUGUUCUAACACUUAAACCUCUCUAUCUCUCUCUCUCUCUCUCUGCACAGAUCAUCUGUCGCCAAGUGGGGGAGCUUAAGCUUGCUCUCUCUAAUAAAUAUAUAUAUAUUCAGAUCAGAACUCAGAAGUGACCUUCCCAAGAAAAGCUGGAGCUGCGAUUGAAGCCAAGAUGAGAGGGACCAUUUCUGGUGCCUCUACCAACCCUAUAGAGCCCAGACACCGACUCUCUCUAGCCAAAUGCUCGUAGGAUAUUUGAUGGUGCCGAGGAGCUGGAUACAGUGUCCUGGACUGCAAUGAUUGCAGGGUAUGUUCAAAUUGGUUUUCCUGAGGAGGCAUUGAUAUUAUUUGAAGAUAUGCAGAGAUUAGGACACACACCAGACCAGGGCAUACCAAGAUGGGUUAUGAAUGGGAGGCUGUCAUGUUUUUCCAAAAUAUGAAUAAAGGUGGUGUUAAGUCCACAAGAUCCACAUUGGGUAGCAUUUUGAGUGCCAUUGCAAGUUUGGAGAAUCUUGAGUAUGGCUCGCAGGUUCAUUGUCAAGCAACAAAACAAGGGUUGAAUGAUAAUGUUUAUGUUGGAAGUUCUUUAAUUAAUAUGUAUGCCAAAUGUAAGAAAAUGGAAGCUAUGGAGAAAGUGUUUUACCCUCUAGAUGAGAAGAAUCUCAUAUUAUGGAAUGCAAUGCUUGGAGGUUAUGCACAGAAUGGGUACACCCAGAGUCAUGGAGUUAGCAUGAAGGAUUCCAGUUUCCAUCUAGAUGAAUUUACCUUCACUAGCAUUUUAAGUGCAUGUGGUUGCUUGGAAAACUCAAGAAUUGGGCAGCAACUACACUGUUGUGUAAUCAAGAACAACCUUGAAGCAAACUUAUUUGUUGGAAAUGCAUUAGUUGAUAUGUAUGCCAAAUCUGGGGCUCUAGAUGAUGCAAGGCAACAAUUUGAGCUAUUGAAGAAUCGUGAUAAUGUUUCUUGGAAUUCAAUUAUUGUUGGUUAUGUGCAGGAAGAAAAUGAGGAUGAGGCUCUCAAAUUGUUUCACAGAAUGAACUCAGAUGGCAUUACAUGUGAUGAAGUGUCAUUGGCCAGCAUACUCCGUGCUAGUGCAAAUCUUCGAGCUGUUUAUCAAGGAAAGCAAAUCCAUUGUUUAGCAGUCAAAUAUGGUUUAGAAACUAGCCUAUAUAGUGGAAGCUCUCUUAUUGAUAUGUAUUCCAAGUGUGGGGCCAUUGGUGCAGCAUAAGAAAUUUUCAGUCUCAUGCCCGAGCGGAGUGUGGCCUCCAUGAAUGCUCUGAUUGCUGGAUGUUCUGAAAGUAAUUUACAGAAAGCAGUAAUAUUGUUUCAUUUUAUGCUGGUUGAAGGUUUGAGACCUUCCGAAGUCACCUUUGUGUGCCUUCUGGAUGCAUGCACUGAACCUUCUCUACUAAAUCUUGGAAGACAAAUACAUAGCUUUAUACAAAAGGUGGGGCUUUUAUGGGAUACUGAUUUCUUGGGUGUCUCUCUGUUGGGCACAUACAUGAAUUCUCAUUCUAGAACAGAAGCAAAAAUUCUCUUCUCAGAUUUUCCCAAUCCAAAAAUUGCAGUAUUAUAGACUGCUAUCAUUUCAGGACAUGCUCAAAGUGAUUGCAGUGAGGAAUCUCUGCAGUUCUAUCGAGAAAUGAGAAGGUGGAAUGCCUUGCCAGACCAAGCAACAUUUGUCAGUGUCCUCAGAGCGUGUGCCAUCUUAGCUUCUUUGAGACAUGGUAGAGAGAUCCAUUCUGUAAUUUUCCACACUGGUUAUGAUCUGGAUGAGUUAAUAAGUAAUGCAUUGAUUGACAUGUAUGCUAAAUGUGGGGACGUAAAUAGUUCAGUGCAAGUUUUUGUCAAAAUGGGCAGUAAAAAUGCUGUUUUUUCUUAGAACUCAAUGAUAGUUGGGCUUGCCAAGAAUGGGCAUGCAGAAGAUGCACUACGAUUCUUUGAUGAAAUGAAACAAACCAAUGUGAAGCCUGAUGAUAUCACAUUCCUUGGUGUUCUCACUGCAUGUAGUCAAACAGGAAGGGUCGCCGAAGGUCAUCAAAUCUUUGAUAUUAUGAUUAGUCACUAUAAAAUACAACCUAGAGCUGAUCACUAUGCCUGCAUGAUUGAUCUUCUAGGUAGAUGGGGCUUUCUUGAUGAAGCACAAGAGUUCAUCGACAAACUAGAGCUUGAACCUGAUGCUAUGAUGUGGGCUGCAUUUCUUGGUGCUUGUAGAAUACACGGCGAUGACAAAAGAGGGAAGCUUGCAGCUGAGAAACUCAUUGAGUUGGAACCUGAAAAUUGUUCUCCCUAUUUUCUGCUUUCUAAUAUGCACGCCGCAUCAGGGAACUGGGAUGGUGUUAACACUGUGAGAAGAACAAUGAAAGAAAAAGGUCUCAAAAAGUUUCCUGGAUGUAGCUGGAUUUUGGUGGGACAUAAGACAAACUUCUUUGUUGCAGGGGACGAAUUGCAUCCCAGUGCUGGUGAAAUACAUUCUGUUUUGAAGGAUAUGGCAGCAUUGAUGAAAGAUGGGGAUUUUGUUUCUGAAAUCAAAUCUUUUCUUCACAUGGAAGAAUAAGAUGGUGGCUUUUAUUUUUUCAAUAAGUUAAAAAGCAAGUAGUGACUAAGUCAUCUGCUGUUUGCAGACGGAAUAGAGCAGGAGCAGGACCUUGCAUUUUUGGGGGUAGACCCUAGAUCUGCAAGAGUUGCAAAUAGCUCUUCCAACAUUUGUUUGGAAUGAAUUUGAGAUGGAAAUUUAUACGGUUAUAUUUAGGAAGUCAAUUGCUGUAGAUUCUUGAUCUUUUUGAUUGAUGUUUUCACUGAAGAACAUAUUAGAAGGUUAAGCAGCCUAGGUCUGCAGGGUUGAACAUCAACAACCUUUUUUCACUGAUUGUCAAUUCUGAAGAUUAUUGGCAGUUUCUCCACAUUGGGGGAAAAGCAGCAAGAAGACAAGACUGUGUUCUUCAAUAACUGGAAUUCUGUGGCUUGUCCUUACGACUCAGCAGCUAAUGAUCAAGAAAAGUGGAUAACAAAUUGAAGACACAAACAAAAGGAGGUCUCUAAAAAGUAGAGUUUUGAAAGACAGUGACAAGCCGUUCCAUGGAUCUGGCCAAGACAGGAACUUGAACUGCAAAUUUCCAACUUUAAAACUUGUCUUGGUCAUUAUUGUUUUGGGAACAUUUUCUACACUCUUGCACUCUCCAUCGGUUCAUAUUGCUGACCAUCCAUCCAGUACUGGAUUUAGGCCGAGUUUUGUGGAUCGGUGGAUCAGGGAUACUUCUUCUGUAGACCAUGCUUAUAUGUCACUGUUAGAUAUUAAUUGGGACAACAUCCUGAACGUAAUUGAGAAACUGACCGACAAGAAUGAGUAUCAGGGAGUAGGUCUGUUGAACCUCAAUGACACUGAAAUUGAGCAGUUCAAGCAGCUUAUACCAGAUGCAGAGCAUGUCAUUCUACACCUUGAUCAUGUCGCAAACAAUAUCACUUGGGAGUCCCUGUAUCCUGAAUGGAUUGAUGAGGAAGAAGAAUUUGAGUUUCCCGUUUGUCCUACUAUACCAAGAGUUCAGGUCCCUGGAAAACCACGGAUAGAUCUUAUUGUGGUCAAACUACCUUGCAACAAGACAGGGGACUGGUCAAGAGAUGUAGCUCGUCUCCAUUUGCAACUGGCAGCAGCCGAGCUCGCUGCCACUGCCAAAGGAUAUCAUCCUGUGCAUGUACUUUUGGUGACUGAUUGCUUCCCAACUCCAAAUCUUUUUACCUGCAAAGAACUUCUUGUACGUGAAGGCAACGCAUGGCUAUACAAACCUAAUCCUAGCACAUUGAGAGAAAAGAUCCAGUUGCCAGUUGGGUCUUGCGAACUAGCAGUUCCUCUCAAAGCUAAAGAGAACUGGUACUCGGGAAAUGCAAAGCGGGAAGCAUAUGCGACAAUCCUGCACUCAGCGCACAUUUAUGUUUGUGGGGCCAUUGCUGCGGCUCAGAGUAUCCGCAUGGCAGGUUCAACACGAGAUUUAGUGAUUCUUGUUGAUGAAACGAUCAGUGAUUAUCACAGGGGAGGCCUGGCGGCUGCAGGGUGGAAAGUUCGUACAAUCCAACGAAUCAGGAAUCCGAAAGCUGAAAAGGAUGCCUAUAACGAAUGGAACUACAGCAAAUUCCGGCUAUGGCAGCUAACAGAUUAUGACAAGAUUAUAUUCAUCGACGCUGACCUGCUCAUACUGAGGAAUAUCGAUUUCCUGUUUGAGAUGCCAGAGAUUUCGGCAACAGGAAACAAUGGCACACUCUUCAAUUCUGGUGUGAUGGUUGUUGAACCAUCAAACUGCACAUUCCAACUGCUGAUGGAUCACAUCAAUGACAUUGAGUCCUACAAUGGCGGGGACCAGGGGUAUCUGAACGAGAUCUUCACAUGGUGGCACAGGAUCCCGAAGCACAUGAACUUCUUGAAGCACUUUUGGGAAGGCGACGAGAAGGAGAAGAAGGAGAUGAAAACGCGCCUCUUUGGAGCCAAUCCUCCAAUACUUUACGUCCUCCAUUACUUGGGUCUGAAACCCUGGCUAUGCUUCCGGGACUACGACUGCAACUGGAACGUGGACAUACUGCAUGAGUUUGCAAGCGAUGUCGCGCACAAAAGGUGGUGGAAGGUUCAUGACGCGAUGCCAGAGAACUUGCAGAAGUUCUGCCUCCUCCGGUCCAAGCAGAAGGCGGCGUUGGAGUGGGAUCGCCGGCAAGCUGAGAAAGGAAACUACAGCAAUGGCCAUUGGAAGACUAAGAUCCGGGACUCGCGAUUGCAGACUUGUUUUGAGGAGUUCUGUUUCUGGGAGAGCAUGUUGUGGCACUGGGGAGAAACAAAUUGGACUGAUAAUGCAACUGCUGCUUCUUCUCCGCCAUCACCACCUGCAAUUACUACUGCUUCUCUAUCUUCUUUGUAAUAUUUAUUCCGUUUUCCACCAAAUACUAGCUGUUUUGCUUAUUUAUUAAUUACAAUGAGCUUUACUUGUUGCUAUAAGAAAAGUAGAUUUUCUAAUUCAA